This is a messenger RNA of Agrilus planipennis (emerald ash borer), 3024 nucleotides long. RefSeq lists its product as uncharacterized. The transcript has 2 exons. The record is from RefSeq and is a predicted model, not a curated record. Bases 1 to 3024 code for a protein of 1007 amino acids. Lineage: Eukaryota; Metazoa; Arthropoda; Insecta; Coleoptera; Buprestidae. Gene Ontology annotation, molecular function: zinc ion binding; nucleic acid binding.
AUGUCAGAAAUCACAUCAAAUACACUGCAGAUUGAAUUUUUCAACAGCGAGGUUAUUACAUGGACUCGAUGGGUGAAGAGAUUCGAGGGCGCGUUUACACUAGCCAGCUGGGACCAGGGGCUGAAGGCCAAAGCCCUUUUACACUACAUUGGGAAUGCAGUUUACAAUACAUUGUGUGAUAAGUCUGGAGCUGACGAUCCCUAUACAAUGACAUACGAUGUUAUUUGUACUAAACUCAAAGAACUCUACGAACCAACUGUGCUUGAGAUAGCGGAGAGUUACAGAUUUUACACUCGUAAGCAGGAGCAAGGCGAGUCAGUUCAAGCUUAUGCAAAUGCAUUGAACAAACUAAGUGUUAACUGUGAUUUUAAGGAACAUGCUAAAAGAGCACUCAGAGAUCAGUUUGUUAUUGGCUUAGCUGAUAAGCGUACACAAAAUCGACUGUUAGAAACUAAGAAUCCGACAUUCGAAUCUGCUCUACAGACAGCAGUUUCAAUGGAGCUCACGUCAAAAGAAUUUUCUGCUAUGACUCAGAGUACAGUGACAGUUGAUUUAUUACAUAAGAAGUACAAAAAGAGAAAUAAUACAGGGUACAGUCAGCCCAAUAAGAAAUACAACAGCGAUGGCAAAAAUGAUAAGCCAAGUGGUGAUAAGCAAGUACAGUGCUACAGAUGUGGUGGGAGCCACUAUCCAAAAAACUGCAAGUUGUCUAGUAAAAUUAAGUGCAGAUUCUGUGGAAAACUAGGACAUGUUGAAAAGGUGUGCUUCAAGAAGAAAACGAACACUGAUGAGGUGAAUUAUCAGGGAGCGGCUAGUGAUUCAGAUAGUGACUGCGAGGAGUAUUGGCCUCUGUGUGUCCUGGAGGAGCUCAGCCCAAAUGCGGAUCAAGUUCACUCCGUUAAACACGCUUUGUCCGGAGGGAAAAUAUACUGCUUGGUGUCGGUCAACAGUGUCAAGGUGAAGUUCGAGGUGGAUACGGGAGCUGCUGUGACUAUCAUGAAUGCUGAUCAAGCCAAAAGGAUCCUGUCCGUAUCAAGUGCUUGUGUGAAAUUGUAUAAGUCUGAUUUACACUUAGUAUCAUAUUGCAAAACACCUAUUAAUGUUCUCGGUUAUGUUACUGUUGAUGUUGUUUUCAAAAAUUCAAAAUUUACACUUAAUUUGUAUGUUACAGAUGUACAGCGUGAUCCACUCUUGGGUCGAGAAUGGGUAAUGCAGUUUAUCAAAUGUGAGGGUGCGGAUGCAAUUUUCGAUUCAGUUUUGGCUGUGGAGGAAGCAGCAAAUGUUGAUGUUAAUGCGGAAGUUAAGCAACUUUUACACAAAUACAAAAAUGUCCUAAGUACAGAUAUGACAGAAAUUGAGGGUUUCAAGGCCAGUCUGACUUUGAGAGAAGGUGCAAAGGGAGUUUUCUUACGUGCCAGGCCCUUGCCGUUUGCAUUAAUUAAACCAGUUGAAGAUAAGUUGAAAGUUUUAAUUAAACAAGGGAUACUAGUCAGAGUAGACACUUCUAUUUGGGCAACCCCUAUUGUACCUAUUAUGAAGAAAGACGGGUCAAUACGUUUAUGUGGCGACUACAGUGUGUCCGUAAACCCCCAAUUAAUAAUUUGUGAGCAUCCGCUACCGACCAUUGAUGAAUUGCUAACCGAUUUGCCUAAUUGUAUCGCGUUCGCGAUUUUCGAUGUCAAAAACGCGUAUUUACAAGCUGGAGUUACGCCCGAAACAGCUGAAAUCCUAACACUAAAUACGUCACUUGGAUUGCUGCAACCUACUCGUUUAAUGUUUGGGGUUGCUUCAGCACCCGCAAUUCGGCAACAAUUCAUGGAUUCAAAACUUAAGCAUCUAAAAGGAGUUAAAGUUUUCCAAGAUGACAUUAGGAUAGCAGCUAAAUCAAUUACAGAAUUUUUACAAACCGUAGACAAAGUUUUAAAAUUUUUACAUGAUUGUAAUGUCAAAAUAAAUGUCGAAAAGUCUAAGUUUUAUGCGAAAAGUAUUAAGUACUGCGGAUAUGUGAUUGAUGGAGAUGGAGUUCAUAAAGAUAAAGCUAAGUUUGAUGCAAUUGUUAACAUGCCUAGGCCGACGAAUGUUACAGAGGUCAGAGCCUUUUGUGGCAUGAUAAAUUUUUACAGUAGAUUCAUCAAAGAUGCUAGUACAAUUUUACAUCCACUCAAUCAGUUACUGUGUAAUAAUAAUAAGUUCGAAUGGAAAGAACCGCAAGAAGUGGCUUUCCAGCGAGCUAAAGAAGCUUUUGUUAGUAAUAAAGUUUUACAGUUUUUUGAUCCUUCAGUACCACUGGUGCUUGCCACGGACGCGAGCCCGGCAGAGAGGUUCGUCCAGACAAUCAAGAAAGCCCUAGCAAAAAUCCCAGCGAAGUCUAACAUCCAAUAUGAAUUGCAAGAAAUCCUGACGCAGUACAGGAAUAUGCCGCAUGCUCAAACAGGCCUCUCCCCAGCGGAAAUGGUUUUCAAUCGAAAGAUAAGGGGAAGAUUGGAUCUGCUAAAACAAACACGAAGGAAGGAUUGCAAUAUCGACAAGGAUAGCAGAACUUUUAAAGAGGGGGAGAGAGUGAUAGCUCGUGAGUACGUUGGGAAAACUAAAUGGAAAUUCGGUACAGUUAAAAAAAGGACAGGAAAACUACACUAUAGGGUGCGCACCGAUUGUGGCCAAGAUUGGCGCAGACAUACAAAUCAGCUCAGGAGAACUGGAGUGCAGCUCGCAUUGCAUGUGAAUGAAUUUGACUAUUACAUUCCUCCAGAGGAGCGCAUACAAGUGUUGCGUACGGAUGAAAACGCGCCUCAGGCGCAUGAAGAGCAGCCUGAUAAUGUAGCAACCUACAGAGCAGUUGAAUCAGCCGAAGCGCAAGAUAACAUGACUGAGCUUGUACAGCUAGCUGCACCACCCGCAUUGCAGCGCAGAAACCUACUCCGGAAAAGGAGAAGGCCCGAGAAACUGCAUGACUAUAUUGUGGAUGUCAGCCCGGAUGAGGUCGAGGAUCCAGUGGAAGAUUUGCAUAGUUUUAAUAUAGAUUAA